Molecule: messenger RNA, 3061 nt
Organism: Nothobranchius furzeri (turquoise killifish)
Lineage: Eukaryota; Metazoa; Chordata; Actinopteri; Cyprinodontiformes; Nothobranchiidae
Gene: mnx1
Product: motor neuron and pancreas homeobox 1
Biological process (GO): endocrine pancreas development; spinal cord motor neuron cell fate specification; regulation of DNA-templated transcription
Cellular component (GO): nucleus
Molecular function (GO): DNA-binding transcription factor activity, RNA polymerase II-specific; sequence-specific double-stranded DNA binding
Source: RefSeq, a predicted model, not a curated record
UUCAGGUGUUUAAUGUUAUUAAUUUACAUAAUUUGUACUGAGUCAACAUGAAAUCUUGUCCUGAAUGCAGCUAAACGGAUUCUUAACAUAAAAAUCAGAAGCUCAUAUCUGAUAAUAAUUUCCAAAAGCAGAUUUGCACAGAAAGCAUUCAACUUGUUCCAAAGGAUAUUUCUGGCAUUAAAAGUGGCAGAGCAAGCUCAUUUUUCCACAGAAGGUAAUUAAUACGCAAAACUCCUCUGAUUGUCACAAAGAUUUGUAUUUUUAUUUAAUUGUCCGGGUAAUUAUGGAGCAAAUUAGCACAUUUCAGGAAAGAAAAGGGUUUUAGUUCUAGUUCCCUUCUGGGGCGCCUUAUUAAUUUCCUCUCCUUCUUAGAUGUGAUGAAAAGGAGCCAUAAAUCUGCGUGAUCGGUGAAGGCCAAUGGGAAAUGGCCCCAUAUUUCACCGCUGCUUUAAUAGAAAUAUUCAUGCGGGGCCCUUAAUGAAAUUAAACCCGUGCGGAUGGGACAAGGCGCGGGAUAAUCGCAUUUGCGGUUGACAAGUCUUCCAUUUUGUUUCUAUCAAACACCCAAAGGUGAUGAUCUUUUAUUUUUAGACCAAAACAGGAGCGCGCGCACUUUUCAGGCGCUAGAUGUCAAGUAAAGCAAACGUGGGAAUAAAUAAAACAGAGUCGAAUUAGAUGUGAGCAUAUUUUGGAUAAAAUCAGCAGGUUUAGUCAUCCAAACCUGUAAGCAGAACCCAAAACUCAAACCUUUCCAUCCCGUUGCAGCUUUCCAGCCGCGCAUCAAUCUCCUAGUUAUCAUUCUGUAAUUGGUCAUGAUCAUCGAGGUCCACAAUUAAACGGCGAUCCUUUACUAGAAAACUAUCAGCUGACUUGUUGAUUUCCCCUGAGCAAAUAAACGUCCCGCAGGAGCAGCUCGGCUGAUGAAUCGACCAAAACUAAUCAGCUUUAUUGGUAGACAGGUUAAGGGCAACGUGGUGUCAAUAAUUCUCAUUUUGACCUCCUCUUCCAUUAAGUUUAAGUGGCUUAUUAGACCGAAUUCAUCUGGAGCUGCGGGCCUAUUACAUCUGUCUCCAUCUCACUUUAAGGUUUUCAAUUAAGUGAGUUUUUUUUUCUUUAUUCCUGGGUGCGGCUAAGGGAUUUAGGUGAAAAUUUAGGCCACUUUUUGUCACUAAUGAUCAAAAAAAUGUUCAAUUGAAAAAAAAAAGGAAAUCAAAGAAUAUCGGGGUUUGGGGAACUUCAACACUGAGCCACUAUGAGACAGUAUAAAUAAAUAAAUAAAUAAAUAAAUAAAUAAAUAAAUAAAUAAAUAAAUUUCACCAGAUUUCACGCGCAACUUUCUUUUAAAUCCAUAAAAUCUGCUCAGUGGUUCCUAUUUUCUGAGAUGAAAACACCCCAUGGCAAACAUCUUUUCUGCCCUAAAAGGGGAUAAAACGUAAUUUUUAAACCAAUGUUUUGUUACAGAAAUUAAGUUUCAGCCGACUAAUGGAGCCAGUGCGCAUCUGCCACCUUUAUUGGGGGGAGUGACAGAAGGAGGGCUUUUAUUUAAAUUUCCCUGUUGCACGUGCUUCAUUAUGCAGAAUGCUCAUUUUUGUUUAUUUAUUUAUUUACAUCUGGACUCAUAUAGCUUGACUCUUAAAAUGAAAACAAACGUAAAAAACAAACUAUCAUGAUUUAAAGAAAGGGUAUGUUGAUCUGGAAGAAUUUGAUUUUUAAACAAAUUUUUUGCAGCUGUUUUAUGUCUGCAAAACCAGCAAAAACAUAAAUAAAUAAAUAAACCAAUUAUUAAAAAGUAAACCAGUGUUUUUAUAAUGAAACACGACGGAUCCAUCCAAAUGUUUGCGUCAUUCUCCAUUUUCUUGUAAAAUAUGCAGAGCAGCAUUGACGCUGCGCGCUCCCAUGACGGGACAGACCCCCCUCCCUCUCAGACUGCUGCACCAAUCGCCUCCAUCUGAGUGGAAUUAAGAGUCAAACGCAGCUCCUCGCUCACACUCCGGAUCACAUCCUAACUUUUGAAAGGUGGAGAAAACGGCGCUCUCCUCUCCUCCAACUUUUCGCAGCCGCAGAGGCGACAAAGGGACGCGCACGAGGUGACCCAAUGGAGAAAUCCAAAAACUUUCGCAUUGACGCGCUUUUAGCAAUCGAUACGCCCAAGGCGCAAACCUCGCCGCUGGCACUUGUGACUUCCAUGACCUCCUCCUCCUCCGCCACCGCUUCCUCCAUCCCGCAUCCUGGAAGCGGUGCAUCCGCUGAGCUGAGCGCCGAGUCUUUACGCACCGAGACGCCGUCUCCUCCCAGGAUCUCCACCUGCGGCUUAAUUCCCAAACCAGGUUUUCUGAACAGCCCGCACAGCAUGGUUGGAUUACACCCGCAGAGCACCGCGGGGAUCCCGGCGCAGGCUCUCUACGGUCACCCCAUGUACACCUACUCCGCUGCUGCGCUCACAAGCCAGCAUCCAGCCCUGGCCUACUCCUACCCGCACGGAUCCCAUCACCACCACACCAGCGAUCCCAUCAAACUGACGGCCAGCACCUUCCAGCUGGACCACUGGCUGCGCGUCUCCACGGCCGGGAUGAUGCUCCCAAAAAUGUCCGACUUUAACUCUCAGGCGCAGUCUAACCUGCUGGGGAAGUGCAGAAGACCCAGAACCGCGUUCACGAGUCAGCAGCUGCUGGAGCUGGAGCAUCAGUUCAAACUCAACAAGUAUUUGUCACGACCCAAACGCUUUGAGGUAGCCACGUCCCUCAUGCUGACGGAAACGCAGGUAAAGAUCUGGUUCCAGAACAGACGCAUGAAGUGGAAGAGGAGUAAGAAGGCCAAGGAGCAGGCCGCUCAGGAGGCCGAGAAGCAGAAGGGCACCAAGGGCGGACAGGAGAAAUCCGACGGACUCGAACAAUCGGAUUAUCACAGCAAGACGGACUCAAAAAACGGUCGAAUCAGAGACUUCCGGGACAGUGAUGAGGACGAGGGAGACAACUUCCUGUACAACUCGUCGGAAUGUUCCUCGGACGACGAGCGGAAUCACAACAGCGAUGUCAGUCCGCAACCAUGAACUUGAUCUGAC